This is a messenger RNA of Cavenderia fasciculata, 888 nucleotides long. RefSeq lists its product as uncharacterized. The transcript has 2 exons. The coding region runs from base 1 to 888 and encodes 295 amino acids. The record is from RefSeq and is a predicted model, not a curated record. Lineage: Eukaryota; Evosea; Eumycetozoa; Acytosteliales; Cavenderiaceae.
AUGCAAGGACUCAGAGCUGUAGCAACGGCAACUGCCCCAAAGUUGUCUCUCUUCAAACCAGCCGCACUUGUAGUACACGGCAACCAAUACCUAGACUCUCUAAGAACACAGAGCAAGAAUGAUUAUGCAGUACAAAACUUGGAAAGAUUAAAUGUAAAUGUAAAGAAUGAAGGAAAUACAGGAGCAAAGUCAAUCAAUGCAAAGGAAUGGCUCCAAGAUUUACACAAACAUAAUGGCACCAACUUUAUCUCACUCUCUAGAACCAGCUCACCAUUGGCCGAGCAAAAGAAAACAGAUAAAUCAUCACACGAAGACGACUUUGUAUUGGUAUCAAGUAAUAAGGACGAUUUACACAAGGCCUGGAAUAUUACCAACAAAAACCAAACAGAGUCUUCUGAACCAAUCGCCAUCUCUUCCAACACCACCGGUGUAAAGAAUCUAAACGAUUAUCUACUCUGGCGAAAGAUUGCUCUCGGUGAUGUCCGUGAACGCUUUAAAAACUCACUCGAGAGAAUGAGAGACUUUGCCAUUUUACAUCACAACGAAAUGGAUCAAGUUCCAAAAGCCCUUACCACUUCAUUCUUGAACCAAUUGGAAAUGGCCGAGAAAUUCAUUCAUAUGGAUGUCAUGUUGUCCACCAAGAAGGAAUUGGAUCAACUAUUCAGAUUCUUGAAUCUACCACCAGAGUAUGUUUUAACUUCUCAGGCUAGAGUAGCUCUCCAAAUUCUAAAUGCAACCACCUGCAUGAUGAACAACGAACCAAUCAAAAAGCCAUUUUCAAAGAAUGACAAAUUAAAUCAAGAAUUUUCUACAUUAUCAGAUGAAAUGAAUCAAUCCCUCAUUGAUUCUAUGGUAUGCUCUUGUAAUUAUCUUGAAAAGGAUUUUUAA